AUGAAGGAAGAUACCCUCCUGCGGUAUUUCAGACUUGGAGAAAUCGAGACAAAUCAUCUCUCCAUCUCCGAUAGAACGGGGGAUCUGGCUUCUACCAAUGAUAAAAUAGCGUGGGAGGAACUUAUAGAGGCUGACCUCAAUGUGAAACCCCUUAUUUUUCUGCCCUACUUUGAACGUUCAGAAGAGGUGCUCCGGCAGGGGCCGAUCAUCUAUAAGUUAGGUUCUAGUCCCGCUCGGUCCAAGCUUUGCAAAGCGCAUCCUUGUCGUGAAGGAUUCGCCAUUUGGAGACCGGUCAUAAGCAGCCUUGGGCCAGAGGAUGGCUUAUUCAAAGUCUAUCCUGGAUCCCACAGUAUACGCACUGAAGAGGAGCUGCGUCAUCGCGAAGCUACCGAGUUACGAAUCCGGGCAGACCAGAUACUUAUCAUGCGCGGUGGAAACUGGAUAGAGCAGGGAGUUGGCGGGUCUGGCCUUUUGAUGUGGGCGGGGGUGUCUAGAGAGAUCGUCGGUCUCUACAUCGACAAACACAGUCUAAAAUUUGUGGCGUCGGCAUUCGGGGCUGAGAGGUUCCUAGCGAUGGAUCAUCCGUUCGGCAUGACAAAUUCAGAACCCGUCAUUUUUGAUCGAGCAUUCCAAGACAGGAUCGUGAGAUCCAAUAGCCGCUCCGUGACUGCGACAAAUCUGCUUAUUAAUGCGUCAAAUGACCUGAUAGCGACUCAAAAUUUCCUAGAAAAGCUAUCCGAUCCCAGUGGCUUGAUUCUGAGGUCUGAGAAUGGCAAGCCCGAGGAAGAUCCCAGAAUUAAAUACGCCACCGUGCGCUCGUUAGACCCCAAAGGGUACUUUCUUCGCGCACUUACAUUACGGUAUCUUUCUAGGCGUUUACGAGAGAUACCUAACGAGACAAUUGCCAAUUUCCUACGCAACGCAGGGCUAAAAGACCCAACCCGGUCCGUGACGCAAGCCAUCCAGAAUGGACUUAGAAUGUCUUUUGUGGAAACCGAGACUCACGAGCCAGGUCUUUGGCUCGUUCUUAUGAGCGUACUGUCAAGGUUCCAUUUUAUGUCGGACGCGGAGGUACAAUUGGUCCCAAACCUUCUCCUGAAUAGGGAACACGAAGGGCUUCUAAACGCUGGGCGAAAGUAUUCUGGGGUCACAAUUCCAUAUGAUCGUGGUCACUUUGGCUCCGUUAUAUCAGACCCACUCUGA
Messenger RNA from Penicillium chermesinum, 1203 nucleotides. RefSeq lists its product as uncharacterized. The record is from RefSeq and is a predicted model, not a curated record. Lineage: Eukaryota; Fungi; Ascomycota; Eurotiomycetes; Eurotiales; Aspergillaceae. The coding region runs from base 1 to 1203 and encodes 400 amino acids. The transcript has 3 exons.